ACCCAAAACAUUUGGGGACAUAAUAUAAACUAUCCCUACCAUAUAUAUUAGUAGACAGUCACCAAAACUCACACUCACAGAACCCUAAUCGUUGCGCUACAGAUUGCCGCCGAACAACCUCCCAGUUUUGGCCACAAUGACAUUCAAGCGUAGGAAUGGAGGUCGCAACAAGCAUGGCCGUGGCCAUGUCAAAUUCAUCCGUUGCUCUAACUGCGGCAAAUGCUGCCCUAAGGAUAAGGCUAUUAAGCGUUUUCUUGUGAGGAACAUUGUUGAACAGGCUGCCGUUAGAGAUGUUCAGGAAGCUUGUGUUUAUGAUCAAUACACUCUUCCUAAGCUGUAUGUGAAGAUGCAGUACUGUGUUUCCUGUGCUAUCCACUCUCAUGUUGUGAGAGUCAGAUCUCGCACUGAUAGGAGGAAGCGUGAGCCUCCACAGCGUUUUGUUAGGCGCAGGGAUGAUGCGCCAAGGCCCGGACAGCCCGGCCAAGCUCCCCGCCCUGCUGGACCUGGAGCUGCCCCAGCCCGUGCCUAGAAGACGAUAAUCUGAAUUUUGUUUAUGUUGGAUCAGUUUUCUAUCCAGAACUUAAUUUUUUAUUCCAGUUUUGUGUAGCAACAAUAUAUUAUUGUCUAACUUUUAUGCGUUCUUUGGCAAUACUUACUUUGAUCGUUUUGAAUGAGAGUGGAACUUGAUUUUUAAUAA
Molecule: messenger RNA, 697 nt
Organism: Trifolium pratense (red clover)
Lineage: Eukaryota; Viridiplantae; Streptophyta; Magnoliopsida; Fabales; Fabaceae
Product: 40S ribosomal protein S26-2
Exons: 5
Coding region: 137-529 (130 amino acids)
Biological process (GO): translation
Cellular component (GO): ribosome; cytosolic small ribosomal subunit
Molecular function (GO): mRNA binding; structural constituent of ribosome
Source: RefSeq, a predicted model, not a curated record